Ustilaginoidea virens is the source of this 732-nucleotide messenger RNA. RefSeq lists its product as uncharacterized. The record is from RefSeq and is a predicted model, not a curated record. Lineage: Eukaryota; Fungi; Ascomycota; Sordariomycetes; Hypocreales; Clavicipitaceae. The transcript has a single exon. Bases 1 to 732 code for a protein of 243 amino acids.
AUGGGCUGGUUUUGGUCCUCGUCAGCCCCCCCUCCCGCCAAAUCCUCCGCCUCCCCUCCGAACAAACCGUCCUCCGGCCCGGACAAGCCGUCAUCCCCCGCACCCCCGCCCGCCGAACCCGUCGACCCCGAAAUCCAGCACUUCCUCAACCUCUUCGCCCCCAACCCCGACAGCCAACCCGCCCCGCGCCAGCCCCCGACACCCUCCCCGCCGCGCGAGCCCCCUUCCCCGGCCUCCUCGUCAUCCGUCGCCUCGUGGCUCGCUCUCAAAGCGUCACCCGCCCGCGCACCCGACGCCGCCGACGCCCCCGUCGGCGACCCCGUCUCCGAGUCCCUCCUGCCCACAGACAUGUCGUGCCGGCAGGCCUUCGACCUCGCCUGGAGCUGCAACGGCCUCGCCGGCCAGUUCAGCUCGGUCUACCGCUACGGCAGCAUGCGCUCGUGCAGCGAGCACUGGGACGACUUCUGGUUCUGCAUGCGCGCACGAGGGUACGCCGGCGCGCUCAAGGCCGACAUGGUCAGGACGCACUACCGCAACAAGGCGUAUCGCAAGUACGGCGGCGGCAAGCCCAGCAGCGAGGACGUGUGGGAGCCAAGGGCGGAGAAGCUGCCGCCGGGGUCGGCGUUCAGCAUGCCCGCGGGCGAGGCGCAGGUCAGCGAUGAGGAAUGGAGGAGAAUGGAGGAGGAGAGGAGGAGGAAAAUCCGAGAAAAACUAGGUUACGAUGAGCCUUAA